Messenger RNA from Etheostoma spectabile (orangethroat darter), 2981 nucleotides. It is a transcript of the gene nucleolin, whose product is annotated as nucleolin. Gene Ontology annotation, molecular function: RNA binding. Bases 195 to 2279 code for a protein of 694 amino acids. The transcript is spliced from 16 exons. Lineage: Eukaryota; Metazoa; Chordata; Actinopteri; Perciformes; Percidae. The record is from RefSeq and is a predicted model, not a curated record.
UGGUGGAAACAGUCGGGGGGGCGGGUCGAUGUGAACGCGCAGAGCAGGAGAGUAACGAGCGCGACUUCGUUUCCUCUGUCUUUCCUGUCCAAUGUACCACAGAGCAGGCUGAUCCACGUGUAUACGUUAGCUAUUUCGUAAAUUGUUUCCAAACGUCCAGUUACUUGUGUUUCAUUGAAACACACAACAGAACCAUGGUGAAACUAGCAAAGGCAGCAACUAAGCAAGCAACACAGAAGAAAAAAGCCCCUCCACCCCCCAAAGAAGUGGAAGAGGAAUCUAGUGAAGAGGACAGCAGUGAUGAGGAAGAGACUCCCCCCCCUAAAGUGGUGAAGAAAGCCACACCAGCGAAAGCUACACCAGUUGUUAAAAAUGGUGCUGCUGCCAAAAAAGCAGAAAGUGAGGAUGAUGAUGAUUCUGAGGAGGAAUCUGAAGAGGAGACCCCCCCACCAAAAAAGACUCCCGCAAAGGCUAAACCUGCACCAGCCAAAGCAGUUCCUGUAAAAGCGGAGUCUGAUGAUGACGACGAUGAAGACGACGAUGAAUCUGAAGAAGAGACCCCACCCCCCAAGAAGGCUACUCCAGCUAAACCAGCUGCCAAGCCCCCAGUGAAGGCUAAGCCUGCAAAGGAGUCUUCUGAUGAAGAUGAGGAUGAAGACUCAGAGGAAGAGGCCCCACCUCCCAAAAAAAGUACUCCAGCUAAACCAGCUGCCAAACCAGCUGCAAAGGCUGCCAAACCGGAGUCUGACGACGACGAUGAUGAUGAUGAAGAAGAUGAUUCUGAAGAGGAUAUGGACACCACUCCUGCUCCAGCAAAGGCAAAGAAAGCUGGCAUGGUCAAGGCCAAGGAAGAAUCGGAGGAGGAGGAGGAGGAUGAUGACGAUGAGGACGACGACGAUGAUGAUGAAGAAGAGGAACCCCCAGUGACUCCUGCCAAGAGGAAGGCUGAGGGCAAGAAGGACACACCUGCUGCCAAGAAAGCAAAGGCAGAAGGAGACGGGUUCUGUCUAUUUAUUGGAAACUUAAACUCCAACAAAGACUUUGAAGAAAUCAAGGAAGGCUUGAGAAAAUUCUUCUCCAAGAACAGCCUUGAGGUUGCUGAUGUCCGAUUGGGUGGAUCCAAGAAAUUUGGUUAUGUGGAUUUUGCAUCUGAGGAAGACAUGCAGAAGGCACUGGAGCUCAAUGGCAAGAAGGUCAUGGGUCAGGAGUUGAAGUUGGACAGAGCCCGAAGCAAAGACAGCUCACAGGAGGGCAAGAAAGAGCGGGAUGCACGGACACUGUUUGUGAAAAACCUUCCCUUCUCUGCAACGGCUGAUGACCUGAAGGAAGUCUUUGAAGCUGCCGUUGACGUCAGAUUACCUCCAGGCCAGAACGGUUCAAACCGAGGCAUUGCCUACAUAGAGUUCAAAACUGAAGCUGAAGCGGAGAAGAUGUUGGAGGAGGCUCAGGGAGCAGACGUACAAGGACGGUCCAUUAUGGUCGACUAUGUUGGGGAUAAGAGCCAGAAAGGGGCCAUGGUGUCAGCAUCAGCGGCAGCCAGUAAAACACUGGUUGUGAAUAAUCUGGCCUUCACUGCCACAGAGGAAGCCCUACAAUCCACAUUUGAGAAGGCAGUCUCUAUUAGGAUUCCACAGAGAGAUGGCAGACCUAAAGGUUUUGCUUUUGUAGAGUUUGACAGCACAGAAGAUGCCAAGGAUGCUCUGGAAAACCUCAACAACACAGAUAUUGAAGGCCGGUCGAUCCGACUGGAGUACAGCCAGAACAGCGGCAGGGAUGGGGGCAGAGGAAACUCAGGUCCAACAAAAACCCUCUUUGUCAAGGGUCUCUCCGAGGACACAACAGAUCAGACCCUCAAGGAUGCGUUUGAGGGCGCUGCCGCAGCCAGGAUAGUCACAGACAGAGAAACGGGCUCAUCAAAAGGCUUCGGCUUUGUGGACUUUCACAACGAGGACGACUGCAAGGCAGCCAAGGAGGCCAUGGAGGAUGGCGAGAUAGAUGGCAGCAAGGUGACUCUGGACUAUGCCAAGCCCAAGGGUGAAGGCGGCUUCCGUGGAGGUCGAGGUGGUGGUGGAUUUGGCGGCCGUGGCGGUGGCAGAGGAGGCCGUGGCGGUUAUGGCGGAGGAUUUGGGGGUGGAUUCGGCGGCAGAGGUGGUGGCGGCGGCAGAGGACGGGGAGGCCCCCGUGGAGGUGGACGCGGACGUGGCGGCUUUGGAGGUGGAAGAGGUGGCGGUGGAUUUGGAGCCAAACCCCAGGGGAAGAAAAUCAAGUUUGAUGACUAAAUCCUUAGUCUAUUUUACUUUUUGAAUGGACUCUGGUUUCAUCACUUUUCAGAGCUUUUGGACAUUCCAGAAAGCGUCAUUGAUAUAUAUUUAACUGUUAAUGGGCAUUUUAGCCCUUUAUUUAGACCCCUCAAACCUUCCCCAUCCUUGUGUGCCAGAAUGGUACUUUUUGACCUUCUCAGCUGAAGUGCUUUGUGAGUACUGAAUGUCCCAAAUGCAGACCUGUCCCUCUCACCCUCAUUAGUUUACUUUCUUUUCCGAAGGAGUAAAAUGGAACGGGUCUGGCAAACAAGUUCGCUGUAUUAAAAUACGCUUGUCUGUCAGAUGCAUUGUGUAAAUUUAAACAGUUUGUAUGAUUUAAUUUUACCUUUUUGUAAAAAAAAAUUUACACUUGUAUCGAUAUGAUUUUUGUUUUGUUUUUACUUUGUCAUUUAGUUUGCUUUAUCUGCCAAGUUUUACUGUAAUGUGAAAAACAUAUUUUGAUAGAUGAUUUGAGUCAGUGCUCUGAGAGUUGGGUGUUAAGGAAAUGGCAAAGAUGUUCUGUCUUGUUUGUUGGGUGGGGCACAGUCAGUGUCAAGAGGAUGACAUGCCUCUUCUCUAUGUAACAUAAAAUAUUUGUAGUGCAUUGACAAAAAAAUUCCCCAUCUGAGAAAAGAUUUUCACGUGAUUAAAUAAAACCUUAGGUAGGUGUUGAUUUUUAAA